Messenger RNA from Uranotaenia lowii, 1450 nucleotides. It is a transcript of the gene Pisd, whose product is annotated as phosphatidylserine decarboxylase proenzyme, mitochondrial. Gene Ontology annotation, biological process: phosphatidylethanolamine biosynthetic process. The transcript has 4 exons. NCBI's taxonomy places the organism in Eukaryota, Metazoa, Arthropoda, Insecta, Diptera, Culicidae. Bases 308 to 1363 code for a protein of 351 amino acids. Gene Ontology annotation, cellular component: mitochondrion. The record is from RefSeq and is a predicted model, not a curated record. Gene Ontology annotation, molecular function: phosphatidylserine decarboxylase activity.
UCGCUAUCAGUCUCGCCAUUCGGUCAGAUCUUGCUCCAGUAGAUAGUGGUGGCCGCGCCGCGUCUUAUCAAAUCUCGCGAACUUAAAAGUGAAUGAAGCGCUCAACUGAAAAAUCCCCAGCUGCUGGCUCCUCCAAUCGAACCGGCCGGCUGUUCGGCUGGAAAAGGUUAAUGAACUCUCACAAACAUUCAACCCUUAUUUAGAGAAUCGAAUCAAGAUGAUCUUCCGCUUACCGGUGAUCGUACCGGUGAUUCUGCUCUGACAUCUUCCAAUCGAUUGCUAUCCAGAAGGCGUACCAAAGUGAAAUAUGAACAUAGUCUGGAAUUGGUUUGCUUUCUCUUACCGCAGAUUGACGAAGGCGGUCAAUUUCAAACCAAUCCCGAACAAGUGGUCAACCAAAUGGACGGUAGUUAGGAGAUCGAUCUACAGCGGCAAACGCCAGGAGCAGCAGCAGCAGCAGCAUCAGAACCAGCAACAGCAACAACAACAGAGUUCCAAAGGUAAAUUUGUUAAAAAUCGAAGAAAAUGGAGUUGGAAGGCAGGAGCCGGUUGGACUAUAUUAUCCGUUUUGGAUUGGUGGUUACUAGCUGGUUGGCUGACAUGGCGGGGUGUGGUACUUCGGUGGACUCCCCUGGGUAUCUGUAUGGUGGCCGCCGUUCAGUGGCACCUGCACAACCGGAACCUGGACAGUCAGGGCUUACCCCGGACGGCCGCACCGUGGCAGAUGAACGUAUACUGCUCUCUGCCGCUGCGAUUGAUGAGCCGCUGCUGGGGCUGGCUGGCCGAUUGCCGAAUUCCGACGCCUGCCCGGCCCCUGGUCUACGGGCUGUACUCGUCCGCAUUUGGGGUCAAUCUGGAGGAAGCCGCAUCGUCCGAUUUCAAAAACUACCGUAGUUUAGCGGAAUUUUUCACACGUUCCCUCAAGACCGAUGUCCGGUUGAUUGACUCCGAAAGUUGCAUCGUGUCUCCGUGUGAUGGACGUGUUCUUCAUUUUGGUCCGGCUACCAACAGCCAAAUCGAGCAGGUCAAAGGUGUCUCGUAUAGUCUGGAAGCAUUCCUUGGGCCACCCACCUGGUGUGGCCAGGACAAGGACAGCCAAAGCAUCGUGGACAAGGUCAAGAAAAAGGACCCGGAAAAUAUGCUGUACCAGUGCAUUAUCUAUCUAGCUCCCGGUGAUUAUCAUCGGUUCCAUUCUCCGGCCGAAUGGAAACCGGAACUACGGCGACACUUCUCCGGGGAGCUGUUAUCAGUGAGUCCCAAAAUUGCCAAAUGGAUGCCCGGACUUUUCUGUCUAAACGAGCGUGCCCUGUACAUUGGCAAAUGGAAGCAUGGAUUCUUCAGCUUCACAGCCGUCGGUAGGUAGUCUUUCUUAACGCUACAAAAUUAGAGUAAAGCAAAAAAACCCGGAUCUAAGUUGUAAUCAAUCGAAGUUGGGCCCCAAGCAAACCGU